Nerophis lumbriciformis (worm pipefish) is the source of this 673-nucleotide messenger RNA. It is a transcript of the gene c21h18orf32, whose product is annotated as UPF0729 protein C18orf32 homolog. NCBI's taxonomy places the organism in Eukaryota, Metazoa, Chordata, Actinopteri, Syngnathiformes, Syngnathidae. The record is from RefSeq and is a predicted model, not a curated record.
UUUGACAACUUCCGCUUUACGACUUUUCUUUUAGCGGAAACAGACUAUGCGCAUGCGUGUUGGCUUAUAGUUUUGCCAGUCGUUACCGCAAACAUUCUUCAUGAUAAAUACUGUUUGAAGUGUCAACGUUUAGUGUGGGUGAUUCUUCCGAAAGGGUCUUCACUUUGAACAGUCUGCAGUCAUGGUUUGCAUCCCCUGUAUUGUCAUUCCUGUUCUGUUGUGGGUCUACAAGAGGUUCCUGGAGCCCAUCCUUUAUCCUUUUAUUUCCCCAAUAAUCAACACAUUCUGGACCAAAAAAGCAGUGCAAGAAUCAGGGACCGGGGACUCAAAUGUUGGUGAAAAGUGUAAUGGGACUUCCAAAGUGCUUGAGCACAAUGGAGAGGCCACUGCCAAUGAAUCGACUGUACAGGAAGAUAAGAAGACGAACUGAUCAUUCUUCAAUUAUUUGCAUUCCAUCUAUAAAACUGUAAAUAUUCCCUGAUGUCUUUACAGAGUCGAAUUAGUAAAUAGUUUCAAAUGACAUUUAUUUUGAAUUAUUUUUCGUCAUAUUGUUACUUAUUUUAGUUGUGAACAAUUACUACCAUUCUGAAUGGAGAAAAUAAUUGUAGGUAAUUUAUAAGAAAAUCAAACAAUGUUUAACAAUGAAUUAAAUAAAUUAUGUAUUUAAACUUUA